Molecule: messenger RNA, 1005 nt
Organism: Pseudovirgaria hyperparasitica
Lineage: Eukaryota; Fungi; Ascomycota; Dothideomycetes; Acrospermales; Acrospermaceae
Product: 40S ribosomal protein-like protein S8
Exons: 4
Coding region: 25-633 (202 amino acids)
Biological process (GO): maturation of SSU-rRNA from tricistronic rRNA transcript (SSU-rRNA, 5.8S rRNA, LSU-rRNA); translation
Cellular component (GO): cytosolic small ribosomal subunit; ribosome
Molecular function (GO): structural constituent of ribosome
Source: RefSeq, a predicted model, not a curated record
UAGCGACCUCAUCAAUCUGCAAUCAUGGGUAUCUCUCGUGACAGCCGUCACAAGCGCUCCGCCUCCGGCGCAAAGCGCGCAUACUAUCGCAAGAAGAGAGCUUUCGAGAAGGGCCGCCAGCCUGCCAACACCCGUAUCGGCGCAAAGCGCAUCCAUCUCGUUCGCACCCGAGGUGGUAACCGCAAAUUCCGUGCCCUUCGUCUCGAAACCGGCAAUUUCUCAUGGGGCUCUGAGGGCGUUGCCCGCAAGGUCCGUGUGAUUGGUGUCGUCUUCCACCCCUCGAACAACGAACUCGUCCGUACAAACACCCUUACCAAAUCUGCCGUUGUUCAGGUCGACGCUGCCCCGUUCAGACAAUGGUAUGAGGCACAUUACGGACACAGCCUCGGACGCAGGAGAGCGCAGAAGGGUGCCGAGCUCAUCGAGGACAAGAAGAGAAGCAAGUCUGUGGAGACCAAACAAGAAGAACGCUACAAGUUGCAGGGCAAGGUUGAGAACGCUCUUGAGCGUCAAUUCGAGGCUGGUCGCCUAUAUGCCGUCGUUGCAUCCCGUCCUGGCCAGAGUGGACGUGUCGAUGGUUACAUUCUUGAAGGAGAGGAACUGGCUUUCUACCAGCGUGCUAUCAGGAAGUAGAGUAAUUACUCUAGGUGAAAUCAUGGUCGGAGUGAUGGUACGACAGGCUAGUCGACUUCGGUUUACGAAAUGGCUUCAUUAUGUCCAUUGGGUCAAGGAAUUUAAAAAGCGCCCACGCGUCAUAUAAUGAUGACAAGCUGUACAUUCUACAUUUCUGUCGUUUGCACCGGUGAAUAUUUCUUCGUGCACACAUUUGCUCUACAAGCUGUCGAUGAGGAGAGCCUGCGCAAGCGUCGCUACUUAACAUUCCCUGUAUCUCAGUGAGGUAAGCCUGGCAAUGUGCAUGAAAGUGGCAGAUCAUGCAUAUCCCUGUACCUUUUGGCAGGCAGACGAAAUAUGAACUGCGACACCGACGAAGAAUUCGUGGACAUU